Molecule: messenger RNA, 1414 nt
Organism: Manis pentadactyla (Chinese pangolin)
Lineage: Eukaryota; Metazoa; Chordata; Mammalia; Pholidota; Manidae
Gene: NXNL2
Product: nucleoredoxin like 2
Exons: 2
Coding region: 603-1073 (156 amino acids)
Biological process (GO): photoreceptor cell maintenance; sensory perception
Source: RefSeq, a predicted model, not a curated record
CUUGCAGUUUCCACUUGUCCUGGGCUAUGCCCAGUGCGCCAACAGCCUCCAGCCCCGCAGGUGCGCCGACAGCCUCCAGCCUGGCGGGCGGCUCCCUGUGAAUGGAGUUGCGCGUUUCCGUGGCUCCCCGCGGGGCUGGGCGGGACCCAGGGAGCAGGGCGCACGGGGUGUCCGAGGGCAGGCUGGGAGCCUGUCUUCAUUUACACGUUUGAUGUGUUGCUUACCAUAAGCUUUACAACGUUGAUUUUGACUUUUAAAAAUAUUACAUUGGAAUAUGCUUUAUCUCGGUCACUGAGUGCGGAGUGCUGCGGCGCGAACUCCUUCGGUUCUCGCCUGGGCGAGCGCCUCACCCGCCGGACCGGGCCGGCGCCCACCGCGACAGCCCCAGGGCUCCAGCCUCCCGGUCCCUGGAGGGGUCUUCUGGCCUCUCGCGUCCAUCCCACGGGACCCCGGGCCCGCGCUCCCAGCCGCCUCCGCCCACGCCGGUGUCUGUCCCGCGAAGGUGUCCCCCGCCCGCGCUCACCGCCGCCCUCGGCUCCCGCUGCUGACAGCCCCCUGCGCUUACCGCCGCCGCCGCCUGUAGGUGUCCCCGCGCUCGCGCCAUGGUGGAUGUGCUGGGCGGGCGACGCCUGGUGACCCGCGACGGCGCGUGGGUGGAGGCCGAGGCGGCGCUGCAGAACAAAGUCGUGGCGCUGUACUUCGCCGCGGGCCGGUGCGCACCCAGCCGCGACUUCACGCCGCUGCUCAGCAGGUUCUACGAGGCGCUGGUGGACGAGGCGCGCCCGCCCGCGCCCUUCGAGGUGGUCUUCGUGUCGGCGGACAGCAGCGCGCAGGACAUGCUGGCCUUCAUGAGCGAGCUGCACGGCGCCUGGCUGGCGCUGCCCUUCCAGGACCCGCUGCGGCACGAGCUGAGGGCCAGGUACCAUAUCACCACCAUUCCCAAGCUUGUGAUCGUGAAGCCCAGCGGGGAGGUCAUCACAGACAAGGGGCGGACGCAGAUCCGGGAGCGUGGGCUGGCCUGCUUCCAGAACUGGGUGGAGGUGGCCGACAUCUUUCGAAAUUUCUCCGGAUGAGUUGGGGUCCUGGUGCCCUGGCAGGUGGCAUCACACUGGCUGCUCAGCGCGACCCUGGGAGAAGAGGAGCCUGCGUCCUUUUUCUUCACUCUGGUGCUGUUAGUUUCAGGGCAGGAGCGCUGAGCUCCAGCAGGAGGGAAAUACUGGGGCAGAGUGCCCCCCAUAGCCUGGUUGGUGGUAAUUUUCAUUAUUUGCAUAGCUUUCUCAUAGGAGCUAAAGCAUGGUCACACUGAGCUAUCGGAAAGCCAUAAAAAACGUGCAUUUAUACCGGCUCUUUCAGGUAAAAUAAUGUGUUUAUUAAUUAUUUUAAUAUUUUUAGAGAUCUAUUUAUUUUAAUGAUU